UGAUAGAACAGUUGGAAUCAAUCGAAAAACAGUCAAGUUUUACAUUUAUUGGGAAUUUAAACCGCGUAUCUGGUAUUAAAAUACUGCAGCAUCGCCUGCAAUGUCAUUUGGACGAGCGAACCAGCAAUGGUCAACUUUUUCCAAAGCCUGGUACUUGUUGAAUGCUGACCGGCAACCUCCAGGCAAACUGGCAGAUGUUGCGGCCAAGUAUUUAAUGGGGAUGCAUAAACCUAUCUAUCAUCCAACAUCAAGGGUAGGCGACCAUGUCGUUAUUAUUAAUGCAAAGGAAAUUGCUUAUUCUGGAAAUAAAUGGGAGGAGAAGACUUUUCAUUCACACACAGGUCGUAAGAAAGGAAGAUUGAUGAUGCGAGCGUUUGAAGUUCACGAACUCGAUCCUACAUGGAUUGUGAAACGUUAUGUUUACCGUCGCUUGCCUAAAGGUUCAUAUGGAGGAAUGUAUAAACGGAAUUUGUUUCAAAAACUUCAUGUUUUUGCUGAUGAAAAUAUACCCGAAGAAAUAAAAGAAAACAUUUCUUUUGUAAUACCUCAACCGCGUAGGGUAUUUAAAGGAAUAAAUGAUUAUACUCAAGAAGAAAUUGACAAUUUCCCUAAAUUAUGGAUCCCUUCUCCAGAUUUUUUAAAAAGAUGAAGCUUGGUGAUCCUUUUACAACAUUUUAUUUUUCUCACAUUGAGCAUUUGCUGUUUUCUUAAAUAAAAUCAUUUGUUUAUGAAUGGAGCUUUUUGUAUCAUGA
Molecule: messenger RNA, 752 nt
Organism: Ciona intestinalis (vase tunicate)
Lineage: Eukaryota; Metazoa; Chordata; Ascidiacea; Phlebobranchia; Cionidae
Source: RefSeq, a predicted model, not a curated record